Molecule: messenger RNA, 1919 nt
Organism: Maniola jurtina (meadow brown)
Lineage: Eukaryota; Metazoa; Arthropoda; Insecta; Lepidoptera; Nymphalidae
Exons: 2
Coding region: 736-1845 (369 amino acids)
Source: RefSeq, a predicted model, not a curated record
CUGAUGCAAAAAAUGGCUUUUAUACUAAUUAUAAGUAAACUAAAUAAGUACACUUACCUAAUGACUUAGAAAAUAGUUCCAAUGAAAUAAUUUCAUAUCAAGGUUCCCCAAGGAAGUACGAUAGGGCCCAUACUUUAUUAACUGAACGCAAAAAGUUAAAAUUUUUAAAAAGAGUUUUACAAGAUUAAACCCUGCUUCCUGCUAAGAUAUAAACGCCACCUUUGAUUGCCACUUUUAAUAAGUUAUGAUUAUUUAUCUUGGAUGAAUGUUAUUUAUAAAUGCCACUUUGAUUAUGAGAGGACUAUGACACUAGAUAAUAGUGAAAAUGUCAGUGUAGGUACCUAAAGUAUCCUUAAUUAAAAUUUUCUAUUUAAAUUGUACCUAAAACUCAUUUACAAUGAAAAUUGUACCUACUGGUUAAAAUUGUUAUCGAAGGUCAUAAGUUAUGGCCAUAAGUAGGAAAUAGUGGGUUUAUAUAUGGUUCUGAGUUAUAACAAUUUCUUGCAUUAAUACCUAGUUGCAUAAUAUUAAUAUUGUUAAUAAUGUUCUAUGCCACAAAGAAUAGAUUUUGAAAUAAUCAAAGCGUUUUAGAUGUAAAAAUAAAACUAAUAUAAAUUAGACGUUAUUUUUAAAAAGUGCGAAUUCUGUGGCUUACCACAACUUCCGUUGGAGGUUCCUAACUGUGGUUCCUAAGUAUCGAAAUACUGUAUCAUUUCCCGAAACAACCAAAAAAGUAUGUAUACUAUUAACAAAACGACAGUAAGUAACAAUAUAAACCAUAAUAAGGAGAGCAAAAGCCAUUCUAAGAAAAAUAAUAAUCAGUAUGAUUAUUUAUUUAAUGAAUGCUCUCUAUUUUCAAAAUAUACUGAAAUACUUCCCACCCAAUGUCCGAAAAAAUCUGGGAAUGAAUGUAACAAAAUAUUUCUUUACUUUGAAACACAAGAGAAUAAUCACAACUUACAGAUUCAAUCUCAAACGAAUAAAAUGGGUCACGGAAUAUCAAUUAAUGAUAUGCAAAAUGAUCUAGAUAUUAUAACAUUUUCUGAAAACAGGAAACGAAUUGGUAACUUCAUACUAAUUUAUAUAGACUUUCAUGAUCAUUAUAAAUCAAUAAAUACGAUGGUCACUGGAUCGUUAGAAAAAAGUUGCGAUAGCUCAUCUUAUGUUUUAACCACGGAUAUAACAUGUGAUAUAACCAGAGCCUCCACUAGCAUCUCCAAAAUCACUCCUUCACAAAAGCCAAGGUGUAUACUUUUAGCAGAUAAAGAUUUAAGAUUUACUAUGAAUAUUCAAGUAACAAGGAACAAUGAAAUUACAAAUAAUUACGUGCCUGGAACAGCUUUGUCUCCAAUGUUUUUCAAAUGGUAUUUUCAAAAUAUUACUCAAGGCUUACGUUUAAAAAGCAUCUUCAAAAACAUCAAUAUAAACACGAGUAGAAAUGUCGUCAAAGAAGAUAAAGAAAUAGCCUUUCACAUACAGGUAUCCCAUCAAUCGACGCAAGCUACCCGCGUGAAAAAAUAUCAAGACAUAGACACUAAUACAGAAUUGGAAAGAUAUUUGAGAACGGAACAUGAUGUAAAAUUAAGUGAGAAGCAUUCUUUAAAUUCUUUGAAUUCUAGCAUAUGGCUUCCCAAGCUGUGUGGCGAUUCAUCUGAUAAAAAAAUUAGUUUUUUGUCGUACAUUUUGAAAUGCAGCUGCUUUAACGAGGCUUUAGUCAACUUGGACGCAGCGGAGAAAUUUAUCAGAACUACCUACGACACUAUGUUAUCUCCAUCUUUCAAAAAAGUAUUUUUAAAAGAUUUAGGAAAAACUUUAGUAUCUAUGUUCAUACAUUCAGCAAUUUAAACAAAUUUUUUAGUUCUUUUUAGGAAGUUUGACGGUAGUUUCACUGUUGAUUUUAAUAAAAUUUUAAUUCAUUA